AUGGGUUGCAACCUCUGCCCACAGGAAGUCUUUACCGCUUUUCCUACCGCUAUUUUUAAUGAGAAUGCUCGAAUUCCAAUGCUUUCUGGUGACAAUUAUGCUGAAUGGAAGGAGAAAGUCCUUCUCACUUUAGGGUGCUCGGAUCUAGACCUGGCACUCCGUGUGGAUGAACCACCUAUUCUCACGGAAUCAAGUAUGCCAGCUGCUAAGGCUAAUUAUGAGCAGUGGGAGCGAUCUAAUCGCUUAAGUUUAAUGCUCAUAAAAGCUCACAUAAGCCAAAGCAUUAGGGGUUCUAUCCCUAAUAGCGAUAAGGUCAAAGCUUACAUGAAGGCAAUUGAUGAACAAUUCAUAAGCUCUGACAAGGUAUUGGCCAGCACCCUUAUGAAGAGGCUCUCAAGUAUGACUUUCAACAAAAGUCGUAUAGUGCGUGAGCACAUUAUGGAGAUGAGAGACAUUGCUGCUAAAACUCAAGUCCCUCGAGGUUGA
Messenger RNA from Nicotiana attenuata, 486 nucleotides. RefSeq lists its product as uncharacterized. Lineage: Eukaryota; Viridiplantae; Streptophyta; Magnoliopsida; Solanales; Solanaceae. The coding region runs from base 1 to 486 and encodes 161 amino acids. The record is from RefSeq and is a predicted model, not a curated record. The transcript has 2 exons.